AUGACCGAAGCCCAUCUGACGGGUAUCGUCGGAGGGCACAAGCACAAGCAUGCAGCGGUCUCCUUUUGGGCGAGUGAGUUGAACGACUUCAACACCGGCUGGAAGGUGAUCAAUGGCACCUGUGGAGGACGCCCCUUCACCUUUGGCCUCGGCGGACACAAGCUGUGCGACGAGCUCAACAUCACCAUGGGCUAUUCGACGGCGCAGUGGAGAAUACGUGGCUGGGUGGUCCGUGUCUCUGGAAGGCACGUAUACGACCGAAUCUCCGGACCAACUCAUCGGCUGGACAUUGGCUUCGGCGCAGAUAGCUAUGCAAUGGCGGCGUCACCGCACGGUAUUAUAGGUCAAGCAUUUGCGUCCGCGUCGCCGCGCGUUGGUCGGGUCGACGAAUAUCCAUUUUCAGGCCGCUUUCGGACGGAGGCGAUGGCUGAGGGUGCCAUUGAAGGGGUUGCUGCGCAGUACGAAGUAGAGGGGGAGUACCUAACAAACGCUGUGGGGGAGGUUCUCUGUUUCACGUGGGACGGCGUGCUGAGGCACAUCGGCGCCGACGGUGGCGAUGUCUACUCGACGGCGGCAGCGACCCGCGGGAGCGGGAUCGACAUGCGGUACAAAGGUGGAGCUGUCGAAAUUUACGGCUACGACAGCCGAGCCGGUGGCACAGUACUCCGGUGGAAGUGGUCUUCGAGCAUCUACGAGCCUGGGACGUACCGGGCAUUUCAUUCCUUCCUCCUCGGGCCCUGCUUGCUGCUUGACGCAGUGGCGCUGGAACGGCACGUCGUGUAUGGAUGGACGCCCUUCUUCGGAGACGACCCGACCACCACCAUCAACUGCACUGCUGCCGAUGCAUGCAGUACUCCUGCGCCCGCGCCAGAGAACCUCCCCGAGUACGAAGCGGCACGGGCGCGCUCCGAUGCAGACUAUGCAAUCCGUCUCGCACAGCGCCUGGUGGCCUCCACGGCUGCCUUUGGUAUCACGAACAUUCCAGGAGCGAGCACCGCCGUGGCUGCGCCACCCAGCACACCCACGCUGCCUCCGACGGUGCGCGCCUCACGUCCUUACCGAGCUCUAAUCCUCUUCUACAUGCGUGGAGGCUGCGACUCCUUCAACGUGCUCGUCCCGCACUCUGGCUGCGACGACAGAAAUGUGGCGCAGCAGUACUUGGAGACGCGGGGUGUCGUCGCGCUAGACCCGGCUUCACUGCUCCAGAUUGAUGUCCCAGCGAGCAAUAAACAGCCAUGCACCAAGUUCGGUGUGCACCCUGAGCUACCCACGCUGCAGCAAACGUUUGCGGACGGCGAGGCGCUCUGGGUCGCCAACGUGGGUGGGAUGGUGGAGCCGAUGACGAAGCAGGAGUACCUGGACAAGGACCGGCAAAUUCCCGCCGGGAUCUUCGCUCACGACCUGAUGCAGGGCGCCGCGGAAUCGUUGCUGCCCCAGCAUACCACGGGCGAGACUGGCAUCCUGGGGCGCAUCAUCAAGGCGCUCUAUGACCAGGCGGAGGCCGCAGGGACUGCGCCCGUCAAGGUGACUCCCUAUUCCAUCACAAGCUCGCGCGCGAUGUUCCGCGGCAGUCCUGUCGAGCCCAUCCUCCUCGACUCCAGCAAGGGGAUGCUGACUUUUGGGGGAUCACAGACCGCGGCCGACGCAUACAAUAUCGAGGAGCGCGAGGCGACGAUGCGCACGCUCAAGCGGCUGGCUGGAAUGGAGACGGAGUCGUUGUAUGCCACCAACUUCAACUCAGCAGUGCGACGGGCACUGGACGACUCUGAGGAUAUUGCAGCAAAGCUCGCAGAUACCACCCUCACACAGAGCUGGCCGAGUGGCAGCCGCCUCAUCGAGCAGCUGAAGCAGGUGUCGAAGGUCAUAUCGGCCCGAGAAGCGCUGAACGCAGAAGUGGACCUGUUCUACAUCGCUAUGGGCGGCUUCGACCAUCACAGCGAGCUGCUAUUGGCGAUGCAAAAGGCAUUUCGCGAGCACGUGGAGCCCGCUCUCUCCACCUUUGUCGCUGAGAUGAAGGCGCAGGGCGUGUGGGAGAGUGUGGCCCUGCAGUCGAUGUCUGAGUUUGGACGCACCUUGGACACAAACGGCGCCGGCACCGACCACGCGUGGGGCGGCAACCACUACCUGAUGGGCGGCAGCGUGAACGGUGGGAACAUUCGUGGCGCCUUCCCCGAGCUCAGGGUUGACGGGCCGCAGAGCCUUUCCUCCAAUGCGCCCAUGCUACCAACCUCGUCGUGGGAGGCGAUCUGGAAGAACCUUGCCCAGUGGGUUGGCGUCGAGGACAGCCAGCUAGAGGCCGUCAUGCCCAACCUGCGGAACUUCGGUAAUGACAACCUGAUCCCGUACGCAGACAUGUUCCGUUCUUGA
This is a messenger RNA of Emiliania huxleyi CCMP1516, 2367 nucleotides long. RefSeq lists its product as hypothetical. The record is from RefSeq and is a predicted model, not a curated record. The coding region runs from base 1 to 2367 and encodes 788 amino acids. Lineage: Eukaryota; Haptophyta; Isochrysidales; Noelaerhabdaceae. The transcript has 2 exons.